ACAGUCUCAUUUUCAAGUGCGAUAAAAAUGGCGACUAAAGACAAGAAGCUCUAUGAAGGCGUUUUGUUGACCAGUUUAGAAGAAAGAGAAUCAGUAUCUGCAUCCUUGCCUGUCGCAGUUAAUAUACUGUUACAGGAAAGUUCGACUGGCUUUAGAGUGUUUGCUAAAAAUGGUUAGUUUAUUAGAAAUUUAUCAAAAAAUAAAAACGUUUUUGGUGAAAGUAAACGCAUGACCGGUUUUUUUAAAACUAUUCAUAAAUUUUCUUUUCCUAGAAUAUGAUUGAGUAAUGAUAUCUUUACUAUCUUUUUUUAUAAUAAGAGACUUAUUAAAUGGAAAAUUUAAAAAAAAAAUAGACUCGUCCUAAAAGAAAAUGAAGCGAAUGAUAAUUGACUCUUGGUUUAAGCACAACACACAUAGUGUUUGAAUAAACGUUGACUGCUGGUCGUUGUACCGACGUAUUCAGCGUUUUUAAUUCGAUUCAGAUGCAAUCACACUCAAUCUGACAUGUCAAACAUUUUUAGCGAAUGGAAGAAUAUAUUGAAAAUUUCUGAAAGUUCUUUAAUUCGAAAUUCUGUGUAUUUUAAUAAUACAGAGCUGAGCUUUGGAAAUACAGAGUCCCAGAGAUAUUAAUUAAUUGAGUUCUUGAGCAAAAUUGAGCAUACAAAAAAAACUCAGUUCUUCAAAUAUAAAUUAGUGGUACUGGAGAUCCAGCAGAAAUUGGGUUUAUCGACAAAACCACAGAAAUAUGCAAAAUUGGCAAAAAUUCGGCAGUUGUAAGUUUUGAAGAGAAAGGCAUAAGCCUGAAGUUUCAAGCUGAAAAUGGUUAGUAUUGAUAAACUUUAAGAGAAUCUAUCAACAGGCUCUGAAAGUAGUGCACUUUGUAAUAAAGAGGUAUCAAAAUCUCCGUAGCUGUUAGUUUAGUAAAGAGCCACCAGGCGGAAACGUUAAAUUUUAAAGGCUAAAAUUUAUCAGGCAUAUCAAGACAAGCAUACCCACUUUACUUGCUAUUCAAAUUCAGUUUAGAAGCCUAAUGCCAGACUUGGCAAGAUAUUAUUCUAUGAAAUGUUAGUUAGUUAUUUGAGCUACUUAUUAGUAAAACAACCGUGAGUCAAUCAUGUAUUUUUAGCUGAGUGAGUGUGGAAGUCACAAUGAAUAUUUUUAACAAUUUAAUAUCGUUUUAUGACAAUGUGAAACGAGCUAUUUCUCAGAAAACUAAUUCGGUGUUCAAACUUCGAACUGAAGAAACUUCUGCGAGCCAAUAUUUUCAGUUUUACGGAUACUUAGCACAACAACAAAAUAUGAUGCAAGAUUUUAUACGAACAAGUACCUAUCAAAAGGCAAUGCUAAAUAGUAAUGAAGAUUUUAUGGGAAAGGUUGUUUUGGAUGUAGGAGCAGGAUCUGGAAUUUUAUCAUUUUUUGCAGUACAAGCUGGUGCUAGGAAAGUUUAUGCCGUCGAGGCAUCGUCUAUGGCCCAACAUUGUAGAGAAUUGGUUAAAAAUAAUAACCAGAGCGAUAAAAUAACUGUUCUCUCUGGAAAGAUAGAAGAAAUAGAAUUACCAGAAAGUGUUGAUAUUAUUAUCUCGGAGCCUAUGGGCUACAUGUUGUUUAACGAACGUAUGUUGGAAACAUUCUUGCACGCGAAGAAAUGGUUAAAGAGCGGAGGACGAAUGUUUCCAUCGGAAGCACAUUUGCACAUAGCGCCUUUUAUGGAUGAUGCUCUCUACUCUGAGCAAUUUAGCAAGGCUAACUUUUGGUGUCAGACAAGCUUUCACGGAGUAAAUCUGUCGAGUUUGCAGCAAGCAGCAUUGUCAGAAUAUUUUUGUCAACCCAUAGUUGACACAUUCGAUCCGAGAAUUUGCCUAGCUAAGUCCUUCAAACACACUGUUAAUUUUGGGAAUACAGAAGAAGAGGAUUUACAUCAUAUUGAUAUUCCUGUUUCUUUUACGAUAAACCAAUCUGGAACAUGUCAUGGUUUAGCCUUUUGGUUCGAUGUGGCCUUUUCUGGAAGUAAGGCAGAGCAAGAAGGUCCUGUUUGGCUAUCGACUGCUCCAUCGGAACCACUAACACAUUGGUAUCAGGUCAGAUGCUUGAUUCCUCAACCAAUAUUUCUGAAAAGUGGAGAUUCAUUGGCAGGAAGAGUUAUUUUAUCAGCUAAUAAGAGACAAAGCUAUGACGUUGAUUUGGAGUUAAUGGCUCCAAAUGGUGCAAUGGUGGCUAGCAACACUCUGGACUUGAAGAACCCAUAUUUUAGGUACACUGGCCAAGCUGUUGCCGCUCCACCUCAUACAACCAAUACAAGUCCUACCGAACAAUACUGGACAACCCAGAAUUCUUCUGCAGAACAGCAGAUUUUAUGUAACCUUAUCCCAGCACCACCACCGGAUGGAAAUGCUGUUUCGGAAAUAACGAGUUCUGUUCCUAUCAAUCCUGGAUCUAUACCAGCGGCGGCGAUAAGCAUUGGUCGCCAACCCCUGCCUCAACCUAUGAACUCACCAGCGUUUACAGUUUCGAACCAGUUUAUGAUAGCAGAUUAUGUUCUUCCUCAAAAGUCCUGUCACAAUUCGUUUGUGAAGCAUCUGUAA
Dimorphilus gyrociliatus is the source of this 2582-nucleotide messenger RNA. The record is from the annotation of a GenBank genome assembly. NCBI's taxonomy places the organism in Eukaryota, Metazoa, Annelida, Polychaeta, Dinophilidae.